Colletotrichum tamarilloi is the source of this 825-nucleotide messenger RNA. Its product is annotated as aminodeoxychorismate lyase. The record is from RefSeq and is a predicted model, not a curated record. The coding region runs from base 1 to 825 and encodes 274 amino acids. The transcript is spliced from 2 exons. Gene Ontology annotation, molecular function: catalytic activity. Lineage: Eukaryota; Fungi; Ascomycota; Sordariomycetes; Glomerellales; Glomerellaceae.
AUGGCCAACUUCCAGUUAUUCACAUCGCUUCGAUACGACCCUGGCUUGAUAGGCGUACCGAAGCGGCGCCUGGCCAACGCAGGAUGGAACGCCAAGAUGACCUCACCUUUCUACAUGCUAGAUCUGCACCGGGAUCGGAUGCUGCGGGCUGCCACCUAUUGGAAUUGGACCCCUGCCAUCGAGGCUAUCUCUGGAUCGGACGGCCUCCAGAGACUGACUGAGGCGAUUGAGACUUUCUUGACUCAGCAUGGAAGAGAGAAACCAUUACGAGUCAAAGUCUUGUUGACCUCAGAAGGACGCCUCACCUGCGAAGGAUCACAAGUCCCAGCGGUGUCGCUUGAGAACCUCUUCCCAGAACGGCUUCCCUCCCCAGGACAAUCGACAGAAGCGGGCUAUCCUUUGGAAGAGGAUCCCAUGAUAGUAGUGGUUGAUAACACAAAGACCACACAAUCCGAGUAUACCCACUACAAGACUACAGAGAGAAAUAUGUAUGAUACAGCUCGUAGUCGAGCGAUUAUCAGCCUGGCAGAUCGCAAGGAAGUCCUUCUCGUAAACUCAAAAGACGGGUCUAUCAUGGAAGGUAGCCUGACAACCCCAUUCUUCUGGCGAGACGGCAGAUGGGUCACCCCGCCGGUGGCUGCUAAGUAUAGUCCCGAAGGUGGGAGCGGUGGCCAAGACGGGACCACCCGUAGAUGGGCACUUGAGCGUGGGUUGGCCGUGGAAGAAGAAGUCAAAGUUGACAGCCUUGUUGGAGGAGAGCCAUGCUGGAUCAGCAAUGGUGUCCGAGGCUUUACUUUUGGGAUCAUCAAGCUCAAUGACGCCUAA